Messenger RNA from Phoenix dactylifera (date palm), 2548 nucleotides. RefSeq names its product ThiF family protein (gene APG7). Gene Ontology annotation, molecular function: Atg8 activating enzyme activity; Atg12 activating enzyme activity. Gene Ontology annotation, cellular component: phagophore assembly site; cytoplasm. Gene Ontology annotation, biological process: cellular response to nitrogen starvation; autophagosome assembly; protein modification by small protein conjugation. The record is from RefSeq and is a predicted model, not a curated record. Lineage: Eukaryota; Viridiplantae; Streptophyta; Magnoliopsida; Arecales; Arecaceae.
UUCGGUAAAGAAUAGAGGACGGGAGAUCAAAGCAAACAUCGCAGUUUUAUGCGACCUCAUUGCCUCCGACUCUAAUACCAUCCCAGGGGGAGAGAGAGGAAGUCGUGGGGGUCAAUGGCGGAGAGCCCUUCGACUUCGUCGUGGCCUUCUUCGGAGAGAGCGGGGAAAAUAUUGCAGUUCGCUCCGUUUCAGAGCUUGGUGGAGGAUGGUUUCUGGCGGAGGCUCUCUUCUCUCAAGCUUGAUACCUUGGGGAUCGAUCAAUCCCCCAUCCCUAUCAUCGGUUUUUAUGCACCUUGUUCCCAUGCCCAAGUUUCGAACCAUAUGACGUUGCUUGCCGAAUCAUUGCCACAUGAUCCUACUAUGUGGUCAUCGCCAUCUGAGAUGACUCGUGGCAACCGGAAUAGAUGUCCUGUUCCUGGGAUUCUUUACAACACCAAUACAUUAGAGAGCUUCCAUGCCCUUGAUAGAGAGUCUCUGCUAAAGAUGGAAGCAAAAAAGAUAUUAGAGGACAUUUGCUCCGGAAAAGUAGAAGAGGAUAGUGCAUUGCUUUCAAGGUUCCUUGUCAUCUCAUUUGCUGAUCUUAAAAAGUGGAGCUUCCGUUACUGGUUUGCGUUUCCUGCAUUGGUACUUGAUCCUCCAGCAACCUUACUCAAUCUGCAACCUGCUUUAGAGGCACUUAAUCUAGAAGAGGUUGAAUCUUUAUCAGCGGCAUGCAAUGAAUGGCGCAAUUCAAGCUCGACAGCAGAUGUCCCCUUCUUUUUGGUUAGUUUUACUUCAAGUUCACAUGCCACUGUUAGGCCAUUAAAGGACUGGGAAGCAUGCCAAGUUGAUGGUCAGAAGUUGCUAUUUGGCUUCUAUGAUCCAUGUCAUCUUCCAAAUAAUCCUGGAUGGCCUCUGCGCAACUUCCUUGCAUUUAUCAGUUCAAGAUGGAACAUAGAAAAGGUCCACUUUUUGUGCUAUCGAGAGAAACAUGGUUUGGCUGACUUGGGGUUAUCCCUUGUUGGUGAAGCUUUGGUUUCACCACCACAAGCCUGGAGAGAUCCACAAUGCAUUCCUAAAGCUGUAGGAUGGGAACUGAAGAGAGGGAAGUUAGCAUCCAGGACUAUCAACCUUGCAGAUUCCAUGGAUCCAGAGAGAUUGGCUGUGUCUGCUGCAGACUUGAAUUUAAAGCUCAUGAGGUGGCGUACAUUGCCAUCUCUAAAUUUAAAUGUCUUGUCUAUUGUUCGAUGUCUUCUUUUAGGUGCUGGUACACUUGGAUGCCAGGUUGCUCGUAUGCUUAUGGCUUGGGGCGUUAGGAAGAUAACACUGCUUGACAGUGGCCGGGUAGCUAUGUCUAAUCCCGUAAGACAGUCUUUGUAUACAUUUGAGGAUUGCCUCAAUGGUGGCAACUUGAAAGCUGUUGCAGCAGCUAGAAGUCUAAAGUGUAUAUUUCCAGCUGUGGAAGCAGAAGGUAUUAAACUGGCCAUACCAAUGCCAGGGCAUCCUGUACCUGCCCAUGAAUCAGAUGGCGUGCUUGAAGAUUGCAAGCAUCUUCAAUCUUUAAUAGCUUCCCAUGAUGUGAUCUUUCUACUGACAGACACAAGAGAAAGCAGAUGGCUUCCAACACUUUUUUGUGCAAAUUUGAACAAGAUAGCUAUUACUGCAGCUUUGGGAUUUGACAGUUACCUUGUUAUGCGUCAUGGGGCUGCUCCUCUUGUUUCUAUGUCUGAUUCUAGUACUAAAGUUGAAGAUAUGAGCACUGUGGUUGCUCAGGUUGAUACCUCAUUGACAAUAGAUGGGGAUAAAGGGCAGCGGUUAGGGUGUUAUUUCUGCAAUGAUGUCGUUGCUCCUAUAGAUUCAACUUCCAAUCGGACAUUGGACCAGCAAUGUACAGUGACACGACCUGGACUUGCACCGAUUGCUUCUGCACUAGCAGUGGAACUACUGGUGGGGAUUUUACAUCAUCCCAAUGGGAUACAUGCUCCAGGUGAGAUUGCUACCUCAAUUACAAGCAGCAGUGAGCAGCCUUUUGGUAUAUUGCCCCAUCAAAUUCGAGGCUCUAUGCCACAAUUUUCUCAAAUGACGCUCGUAGGCCAUUCAUCAAACAGUUGUACAGCUUGCAGCAGUACUGUGGUGUCAGAAUAUAGAAGACGAGGAAUGGAGUUUAUUUUACAAGCUAUUAACCAUCCCAGCUAUCUGGAAGACCUUACUGGACUGACAGAGCUGAUGAAAUCAGCAAGUUCAUUCAAAUUGGAUUGGGAUAACGAAACAGACGAUGAUGCUGAUGUCUGAGGUACUCAACCAUCUUUUGGUACCGAAGUUUAAGCAUAUCGAUCAUCAUCGAUUAUAGCCAGUCACAUCAAGCACCUUCUCUGGGAGGAGAAAGUCAUCGAAAGCAUGUCUUCGUCUUGUAAUUUAGACAAUAUGUAUUUAUUUACCCAUUUGUUCAGUUUCAUUAAUUACCCAAUGGGAGGCGAAAGAAAAGUCUGUACACGUUAAUGACCAAAUUUGGAUUCCUGGCAUAUUUCUAAUUUAUUAAAAAGGAACGAAUCUGAUUUCCAAGAUCUUA